CUGGAGUGCAAUGGCACAAUCUUGGCUCACUGCAACCUCUGUCUUCUGGGUUCAAGCAAUUCUACUGCCUCAGCCUCCCGAGCACCUGGGAUUACAGGCACGUGCCACCAUGCCCAGGCCUUGGCCUCCCAAAGUGCUGGGAUUACAGGCUUGAGCCACCAUGCCUGGCCUCUUUCCACUUUCUUUAGUCCAAUGAAAAGGGAGAGAUUCUGCGGCCAGUCAGAGAGCAGCCCUGGCUUUUUACGCGGGGUGUCCACAGCUGCUCCUUGA
Molecule: messenger RNA, 270 nt
Organism: Saimiri boliviensis boliviensis (Bolivian squirrel monkey)
Lineage: Eukaryota; Metazoa; Chordata; Mammalia; Primates; Cebidae
Source: RefSeq, a predicted model, not a curated record